Gambusia affinis (western mosquitofish) is the source of this 2809-nucleotide messenger RNA. RefSeq names its product persulfide dioxygenase ETHE1, mitochondrial-like. Gene Ontology annotation, biological process: hydrogen sulfide metabolic process; glutathione metabolic process. The record is from RefSeq and is a predicted model, not a curated record. NCBI's taxonomy places the organism in Eukaryota, Metazoa, Chordata, Actinopteri, Cyprinodontiformes, Poeciliidae. Gene Ontology annotation, molecular function: sulfur dioxygenase activity. The transcript has 7 exons. Bases 521 to 1405 code for a protein of 294 amino acids.
AGAUUACCCAAACGACUUUGGAAAUAAUUGUUCGUGUGCGUGCAUGCUUGCGUAUUUAUUAUGAAUGAGUAUGCACAUUCAUCACAACAAAGUAAGGUUUGGUUUCGGUAUGGAACUGUAUGCUACGUUUGUCACGUAGUCCACACAUGUUGUCUGCGUGCCCCACGAACGCGCCUGGGAACAGUUAGCGCGCGGCAGCUGACAUUUUUUGACCCAGUUUGGUGACAGGUUGUGUGGGUUGGCCGAUCAAAGCGGGAAAUGCGGAUUUUAUUGCUAUAUAGUCUUAAUUCUGGGUAUAGUGGCAGGCAAAGCUCCUGUAAAGACCGAGGGAAACAGCAGCGAGUAAUAGCUUCGCUUCCAAACGGGACUGAGCUCAGGGUUUUUUUUUUUUAAAUCUGUUUGUAUCUGCAGCGGUCUUAAGAACAACGUCAAAAUAUUAGGCUUCGGGUUCUUCGUUGCUUCCCAACCAGCUGGUGGUUAUCCAGUCAAGCCUAGCUGCUAGUUCAGACAGAAAACGACAAUGUGCUCUGUAUUAACCAGAGUAAGACCUAUCCAUCGGGCUGUAGCUCUGUCGCUUCGUCUCGGAGCCAACACCGAGGGCUCGAGUUAUGCGGCAACCCAAAGCAGGCGCCUCUCUCCCGGCAAGAAUUCUGUCGUAGACCUGCAGGGGAACGCCAGGUUCUACUGCUCCAGGAUGGCGAAGACGGAAGGACUGCUCUUCAGACAACUGUUUGAGGUGGAGAGCAGCACCUACACCUACCUGCUGGCAGACACGAACACCAGAGAGGCCAUUAUCAUUGAUCCUGUGCUGGAGACAAUUGACAGAGACUUAAACCUGGUAGAGGAACUGGGGCUAAAGCUGAUACUAGCAGCGAAUACCCACUGCCAUGCAGACCACAUAACCAGCUCUGGGUUGAUGAAAAAAAGAAUUGCAGGACUGAAAAGUGCCAUCUCUAAAUUCAGCGGUGCCUCUGCAGAUAUCCUGCUGUCAGAGGGCGACAAAAUCUACUUUGGAAAACAUUACCUGACUGUAAGAGAAACACCGGGACACACGGAUGGGUGCACAACCUUCGUGUCAGCAGAUGAAAGCAUGGCUUUUACUGGGGAUGCUCUGCUUAUCCGAGGCUGUGGCAGAACAGACUUCCAGCAGGGCUGUGCAAAAUGCCUUUAUGAUUCAAUCCACGACAAGAUCUUCACUCUGCCUGAUGACUGCCUCGUCUACCCAGCACAUGACUAUUUAGGUCAGACUGUUUCCACGGUUGGUGAAGAACGCAAGUAUAACCCUCGUCUCAUAAAGUCAAAGGACGAGUUUGUGGAGAUCAUGAACACAUUGAAUCUCCCAAAGCCAGAUAAAAUGGAUAUUUCAGUGCCUGCUAACCUCGUUUGUGGACUCCAUGGACUCUGAAUGUUUUGAAGAAGAAAAUGAGAAAAAAAAUCAUAAAGUCAGUGACAUAGCUACAGAAUGAUUCACACAAAAAAUUGUUUCAGCAAACCUGACCCCUACAGCUUACCAUAAAGUGCUUUUAUUGUUCUUUGUAAGUUAUGUACAUAAAAAUCUGUUAUUGUUUGGGGUGUAGCUACUGAUGUAAAUAUAACAGCGCUUUAAAUAAAAAUGGAAUAAAAUCUAAUUUGAUAGUAAAAAAUAUUGUAACAAUGCUUUUAUUUAUAAAAUUACUAACAGUUUUUGUAUUGCACUUAAGUUAAAUGUGUGUGUUUUACUCUGUACAUCUAAUAUUUUGACUUGUAACAUGAUUGAAGGAAUGAAUGGACAAAACAUGUUUAAGGGAAAUAAAUGCCUUCAAGGUUUAAUUUUAUGAUCAUGUUGCUUUACUGGUACAGGUGACUUCUUUUGCAUGGGCUAUUGGAUGGCAUUUUGGUAAAAAUAUAUAUUAUUUAAUCACCCACACUGUCACCACCAGUCACAGGGGUUAUGAAGAAGUUGUUUUUAUUGAAGAACAAUCUCGGGAACCUUGUAAUGACCUUGGCUCUUGUAUAGAUAACCUAUAUGUGAAAAAAAGAAGGCCAAUACCUUGAAUCUGUUUGGAUUCUUUAUUUUUCAAAUUGUAUGAUUGUGCUGCUUUCAGUCCUUUGACUCAAUAACUGUAACCUGCAAUAGUUUCUGAGACCUGUAUCUAAACAAAACUGUUUUCAAAUUCAACAAUUUCAGUUGUUAUAAUUACUAGAAACAAUUCACAGUUUGAACUCAAGAAAAAACUGGAAUUAUCAUAAUAAUAAUGAAAAAAUAUUAAGUUAUAAGGAUUCACAGUGCCAUAGCAAAGUCUCCAAACAUUUGUUGAUUUAUUAUAUGUGCUAACAUAACUGCAGUUAUUAAAACAAAAGCAGAUAACAUACUUGUAUUCAUUAUUGUUUACUGAAAUUUUAAUAUUCAUAAUAAAUCUUGCUUAGCAAGUCCACUUUUAUUGGCAAAUUUUGUUGACCUCAUUAAAAUUGAUUGGUUUUGGAAUACUACCGGUUUUCACAAUCAAGUAAUCUUCAGAACAGGUUGAUGUUGUAACCAUUCUGGAAGCUUACUGUUAGUCUGCUUUAACAGCUUCAAAAUCAGUCUAUUUUUGGAAUCACUGUCUUGUCUAUCAUAGUCAAGGUGAAAAAUUUUGAUUUUACUUCAGCAUUAUUCUACCCACUCUGUGCAGUGUAUCUGGAACUGGCUGUCAGUGUUCUUAGAUCUCAAUACUCCAACUAUACUUUCCAUUAGUCCAUUCAUUGUAAUGAAGUCUUUUUGUUUUUAGCCUUUGUAUCUGUUUUGUGUAUGGAAAGUGCUCUCCAAGUAAAGUUUGCUUUUCAAACAGCC